GUGGAAUCUCCACGCGUUCCUGCACCCCCGACAAUAGGGCUGAUCGGAUUAUGAAUUUGAAUAAUUUAUUAAACGGCGCCGGUGGGACGAGAUUGCUCUUGUUCCAGACAAUUUCUUAUUCAAAUAUUGGUCUGCGUGUAAACAAAGCGGAUCGAAUUGAAUUUCCUGAUUGACUUUCGGCUUGAAUUCUUUCAGGAGCGCGGAAUCCUUUCGAAUUUACGUCGAAACGAUGCCUUGGGUGGCGGUUCCAUUCCAACAAACGGCCGUGCGAGCUGAACUGGCCCAAUUGUACGGCAUCAGAGGGAUUCCCACGCUGCUGCUUCUGGAUAGUAACGGGCACGUUAUCACAAUGGACGCUAGGACCGAGUUAAUUGAAGAUCCUUCAGCACAGUAUUUUCCUUGGAAACCCAGACCUGUGAAUGUUUUGACUGAACGAUACCUGACCAGACUUUAUGAUUUUCCUGCUGUGGUUCUUUUUGUUGAUGGCGAAGAAACAGAAGUGCAAUUCGCCGAAUCCGUCCUCCAUCCAGCGGCUGAAAAUUACUACAAAACGAACAAUAUCAACUUCAGUGCCGCCCAGGAGGAUUUCUUCCUCAGCUUAGAUGAGGAUCCCUGCCUUCAGUUUUUAAUCGCAGUCGAUGGUGAAACUUCCGAUAUUCUUAGAGAUAUAGUGGGUUUGGACGACGUAUUGCCGCUUUUGGUCGCAGUCGAUUUGCCCAAGAAGAAAGUAGCUGUUAUGGAAUAUGGCGUGGAAAUUACGAACGAUACGGUCAAUGAAUUCGUGCAGAAAAUUCUUAAGAACGAUCUGGAGUUUGUGGAUAUCAUAGAUGAGAAAGUUGAGGUUACCAAAAAUCGUUGAAAGAUUUAGUUACCCGUAUAUUUUGAAACUCAAGCAAUAUUAUAUCUCAACAUUUUCUAUUCACACCAUUAUUGAUGGACAAAUUAUUUCUUAACUUACAAUUCAUUAAUUUUUUUAAACUAAAAUCUUCAGAUUUUUGGAGUACAAAUAAAAUAAAAGUGUGAAUAGGGUGAAGUAAUAAUUAAUUCAUUGAAAGUAAGUGAAGUGAACUAAAUUGAAAAUGAAAUUUGAUUUGUACCUAGAAAUUGUAAAUUUGUAUAAUUUACCUACCUUCCUAAAUAUGCAAUAAAUAUGUUGUGUCAUUUUUCUCUUAAUACGUUAAAAACAAAUUAUAUGUUAAAAUAGGUAUACCUACAUAUUUUAAGGUAAAAAAAUCAUAAUUUUAGUUUGUAC
This is a messenger RNA of Phyllotreta striolata, 1252 nucleotides long. The record is from the annotation of a GenBank genome assembly. NCBI's taxonomy places the organism in Eukaryota, Metazoa, Arthropoda, Insecta, Coleoptera, Chrysomelidae.